Molecule: messenger RNA, 231 nt
Organism: Acytostelium subglobosum LB1
Lineage: Eukaryota; Evosea; Eumycetozoa; Acytosteliales; Acytosteliaceae
Exons: 1
Coding region: 1-231 (76 amino acids)
Source: RefSeq, a predicted model, not a curated record
AUGUUAGUAGGAUUCGGUCCUGGAAAGGUCCACCUCGGCUUGGCCUGGCUUGGCUCGGCGGCAUGGCUCACGGUCUGGCACGGCACUGGCACGGCACUGGAUGACUUGGAGGGAAUAGACCUCGCAACGACAGGUCAUCGUGUGAAUGAAUCACAACGUCUCCACUGUGUCAUCUGGGUAAGGGCGAUGGAUGUAGGACCUCUGAUUGGUGGGUUGGUAACUCGACUUUGA